Molecule: messenger RNA, 2966 nt
Organism: Mycena citricolor
Lineage: Eukaryota; Fungi; Basidiomycota; Agaricomycetes; Agaricales; Mycenaceae
Source: the annotation of a GenBank genome assembly
UGAGAAUUCACGCAGCCGCGACGAACACUAGAAUUAUGAUUCUGAUCAAGGACGAGAUCAAUUGUCACCCUCUACUUUCCCCACACUCAACCGAUGGCUCCUAAAACUUGAAAGCCCAAAGCCCAACCUCAUCCAUCUCCCCGCACAAAAUCAUAAGAAUGGCAGCCUCUAAAGCAUCUUCAGAAGCACCUCCUUCCAAUGGCCUCAUAGCCGCGGUGGUUGUUUUCUACAUUGUUGCUGCACUAACGAUGAUCAUGGCCAACAAAUGGGUUCUCAACUCGACCACGGCACCAUUCUUCUUCCUCCUUAUCCAAAUCGUCAUAGCCGUCAUUCUCUUCCUCGCCGUGGAUCUCUUCCACUUGUUCCCGGACCGGCUAUCUCUGGACUGGAAGAUCUGCAAAGCGCUCGUCCCCAUGGUCGCGCUCAACGUCCUCGGCCUGAGUUUCAGCAACCUCACGCUGAAGUACGUCGACGCGUCGUUCUACCAGGUCGCCCGCGGGCUCGUUCUCCCGCUCACGGUCGCCGCGUCGCUGGUGGUUCUGCAGGCGCGGCCGUCCCUGCGGGUGCUGUCCGCCUGCGGGGUCGUCACGGCGGGGUUCUUCUGCGGCGUGCUGCUGGAUGGGACGCCGGUGUCGCUGGUGGGCGUGGUCUUUGGCGUGGUCAGCUCGUCCGUGACCGCGCUGGCCUCCGUCGUCAUCAAGCGCAGCCUGGAUGUGGUGGACGGGAGCAGCAUUCUCCUCUCGUGGUACACGAACGUUCUUAGCGUCUUUGUCUUCGUCCCGAUGGUGUUCAUUACUGGUGAAGGACCGAGUGUGUGGGCCCUGUGCACCGGCAUGGCUGACUUGAAGACGUUCUUAUGGGGUUCUUUGAUCACGGGCGUGGUCGGCUUUCUCAUCAGCAUAGCAGGAGUGCUCUCUAUCAAAGUGACCUCGCCCAUAACACACAUGGUGUCUUCGGCUGUGAGGGGCGUGGCAUCGUCUUUCCUGGGUCUUUGGCUCUUCCACGAUUCGAUAUCCCCCGGGAGAGCAGCUUCGAUUACGGUUGUCCUCGGCGGCUCAAUCUAUUAUACAUGGGUCAAGCACCAAGAGGCUGAUGGGAAGGCGAGAAGGGAUUCAUCGUCACAAUACGAGCGAUUGGCGAUGGAUGAGACGGACAGACAUAAACUAGGGAAUCUGGAAGAGGGCGGAGCACCGCCUUUGCGUACUUAGAUUAAAUAAGCUGGACUGUGCGUGCAACAACCGUGUCGCAUGUGAAACUGAAUGCUGCUGUCCAGUAUAGACGAUCGUGGGCGAUUCUCAUCCCACGGAUCAGCACAUUCCCACUGCUCAUAGCCGCUGCUUUCAUCCUGAGCCGGCUAGUCAAUCUAGUGAGGAGAAAGCGUUCACUCGACCACAUCCCCAGCGCUGGGGUUCCCGCGGGCCCUUUCGGAUUCUAUCGAGGCUCAUGGAACUUCAUCCAGAACGCACGAUCGAUUACAGAUAAAGCCUGCUUGACGUACCUCGACAAGCCGUUCAAGGUCGCUUUCGCAGACCGCUGGCUUGUCGUCGUUUCGGGACCACUGACUGAAGACAUCCGUAAAGCUUCUGAAUAUGAGCUGUCUCACGCCCAAGGAGCGAAUGCUCUGUUACAUAUGGAACACUCUCUGGGUCAUGAACAGUACCACGACGCGUUCCAGAUUCCGGUCAUUCGUACCGCUAUGACACGCAACAUCAGUAUUUGUUUCCCCGUCAUACACGACGAGGUAGUGGCUGCAUUUUCGGAUCUCCUGCCCCCCUGCGAUGAAUGGCUCAGUGUUCCAGCUAUGCAGACCGUCCUUCCUCUGGUUUCCAGAAUCGCGAACCGCUUCUUUAUUGGCCUCCCAUGUCGGGAUCCGGAAUACAUCGCGAUCACAACCCAGUUUUCGCUGGAUGUCACUCGCGAUGCGGGCUUGCUCCAUGUCACGCCUGCGUUGCUCAGACCGAUCGUUUCGCGUCUUUUCGGCCAUCUGGAGCCCACGACACGGAAGACUAUGAAGCUAAUCGGCUCUCUCCUCCAGGAGCGUAUCGACAUGGACGACGGGCACGGGUCCGCAUGGCCAGACGAUAAUCGACCAAACGACCUGAUCAGCUGGCUUCUCGAUGCCGCCCGCGAUCACCCGCAGCGACGGAACGUGCCUCGGCUCACUCGCACACUUCUGGCCGUCAACUUCGGGGCCAUCCACACGACUACGCAGGGCUUCCUGCAUGCUCUCUACACGCUCGCCAGCCAUCUGGAGCUGGUGGAGCCUCUGCGGGAGGAGAUAGAGGCCGUGGUCCAAGUUGAUGGCUGGACUAAACCCGCUCUCGCGAAGAUGGUGAAGCUGGACAGCUUCUUGAAGGAGUGCGCGCGUGUUCGUCCUGGUUCUGUUGUAUCUCUCUUUCGUCAGGCAGUUCAGGACUUUGUCUUCUCAGAUGGGACACUCGUGCCUUACGGGACUCUUGUCGGUGUUCCUGUCAUGCAUGAGCACUUCAAAGCAGCCCACUAUCCCGACGCCGACGCCUUCGACGCAUUCCGGUUCUCUCGGCGCAGGGGCGAGGCCGGAGAGCAUUUCAAGCAUCAGAUGGUCACCCCGCAAGCCGACUUUUUGACCUUUGGCCUGGGUCCGCAUGCAUGUCCUGGGCGGUUCUUUGCUGUGACGGUGGAAAAGCUGAUGAUGGCGCAUCUGCUGGUGACGUAUGAUGUCAUGCUGCGAGAUUCGAGGCGACCUGAGGAUGAGUGCAUUUUCGUUAUAGAAGGGGCAAAUUCGCGUGCCGAGGUCAUGUUUCGCAAGCGACGGACUGAGACUUGAAAGCAAUGAUACUGGGACCUUUUUUGUAUUCACACGAAACAUUGAGGAAACUCUCCUGGGACGGAGAAUGCUUUUCGACAGUUUGCAUCGUGCUGUGAGUUGGCGCUGGGCCUUCAAGGUUUGGUAGACGGGACCGGGAUUUGGCAAUGGUGAUAAGUGA